Molecule: messenger RNA, 951 nt
Organism: Arabidopsis thaliana (thale cress)
Lineage: Eukaryota; Viridiplantae; Streptophyta; Magnoliopsida; Brassicales; Brassicaceae
Gene: GSTU2
Product: glutathione S-transferase tau 2
Exons: 2
Coding region: 90-767 (225 amino acids)
Biological process (GO): glutathione metabolic process; toxin catabolic process
Cellular component (GO): cytosol
Molecular function (GO): glutathione transferase activity
Source: RefSeq, marked reviewed
AUCUUCAAGAUAAGCUUGAGAGUUGAGACUACAAAAAAAAGCACAAUAUUGUUUUUAAAGUGACAGAGAGAGUCAGAGAGAGAGAUCUAAUGGCGAAGAAAGAAGAGAGUGUGAAGCUUCUAGGGUUUUGGAUAAGCCCUUUUAGUCGUAGAGUCGAGAUGGCUCUCAAACUUAAAGGCGUACCAUACGAGUACUUGGAAGAAGACUUACCCAAAAAGAGCACUUUACUUCUUGAACUAAAUCCGGUUCACAAGAAGGUUCCGGUUCUUGUUCACAAUGAUAAAUUAUUAUCCGAGUCACAUGUGAUCCUCGAAUACAUCGACCAAACUUGGAAUAACAAUCCAAUUCUACCUCACGAUCCCUACGAGAAGGCCAUGGUUCGGUUCUGGGCCAAGUUCGUUGAUGAGCAGAUCCUACCAGUUGGCUUCAUGCCCCUAGUAAAAGCAGAGAAGGGAAUAGAUGUUGCUAUUGAGGAGAUUCGAGAAAUGCUUAUGUUUCUUGAGAAGGAAGUCACUGGAAAAGAUUUCUUUGGUGGCAAGACGAUCGGAUUCUUGGACAUGGUUGCGGGAAGUAUGAUCCCGUUUUGUCUUGCUCGGGCUUGGGAAUGUUUGGGGAUUGAUAUGACUCCAGAGGAUACGUUUCCAGAAUUAAACAGAUGGAUCAAGAACUUGAAUGAAGUUGAGAUCGUGAGGGAAUGUAUACCUCCAAAAGAGAAACAUAUUGAGCGUAUGAAGAAAAUUAUAGAGAGAGCUAAGUCUACGUUCUAAAUUAAUGAUAACUUCAUAACUCUGUGUUCUAAAAUAAUGACUAUGUGCAGCUUGUAUCGUUUUGUUAUUGAAAAAUUUGAAACAAAGAAUGAAUGUAGCUGCAUUGGUAGUGGAAAUCAAUUAAUGGGUGCAAAGUGAAAUGUUGAAAGCUACCUAUUAUAACUAUAAUAACAAAUAUUGAUUU